This is a messenger RNA of Suillus subaureus, 663 nucleotides long. RefSeq lists its product as uncharacterized. The coding region runs from base 1 to 663 and encodes 220 amino acids. The record is from RefSeq and is a predicted model, not a curated record. The transcript has 4 exons. Lineage: Eukaryota; Fungi; Basidiomycota; Agaricomycetes; Boletales; Suillaceae.
AUGGCCAUUGAGAACAAGCCAGGUGCAAAAGCCGCAGGCAAGGCUCGUGCCAAAGGAGGGCACUCAUCUCCUCUCACAGUAGGGUUCUCAGGAGAUGAAGAACAGCAACCACAACCUGCUAUAGACAAUGCAGCAAUGCACCUGCAUGAUGGACAUCCUGACAUUGCAAAAGUGCAAUGUGCACGCCCAGUGACUAAAGGAGGCCAAUCUGCUCUCACCAAGACCAUGCACCUCUUGCAAGAAGAUGAAGACUUGCAGAGUAAUAGCAGAGCUGUGCAGCCUGAGACAUCAGUUGAUUGUUCAACCUCUGUGCAAGUCACCAAAGCACCCAUUCUUCCAGCAGCGCCGUCUUCCCCAUGUAAAACCGAACUUCCUGCUGAACACACAGGUGGUAAUGGACAGUCUGGCCAUGUCCAAGAUGUGCCUCCCCCACUACUGCAAAAUCUACCAUGUGCCCCAUCUGAGGAUAUUCAUCCUAGCCCCAUCAUUUCUAACCUUGAUGCACCAGAACCUCGCCAUGUUGACCCUUGUGGGGCACACAACAAUCACUCCUACAGCUCUCCUGCACUCCCCAAUGAUGAUUAUCACCCCAGUGAUGCACUACAUGGUGCAUACAUGUACCAUGAAGACUUGGGCCAGCAUGCAUAUGCCAGGCGACCAUGA